Messenger RNA from Solanum dulcamara, 658 nucleotides. Its product is annotated as UPF0426 protein At1g28150, chloroplastic. The coding region runs from base 100 to 477 and encodes 125 amino acids. Lineage: Eukaryota; Viridiplantae; Streptophyta; Magnoliopsida; Solanales; Solanaceae. The transcript has 3 exons. The record is from RefSeq and is a predicted model, not a curated record.
UUGAACCCUGAUGCGUUUAUCCUGCCCGUUUCGUCUGUUACACCUCCUUCUCACAGGUGCCGGAGAGGGAACCCCAAGCAGAACCAAUAGUUGAAGAAGAUGUCUAUGGUUCUGAAUUAUGCUGUUUCUUCUACUUCACCUUCUUGUGCCAGAAGGAAAUGGAAAGCUGGCGUGCUUGGGAAACAGUUAACUACUCGAACAUCACCGUUCUCAGCGUAUGCUAAGCCUUAUGGAAAGUUUCGGGUCGAUGCGUUUUUCUUCAAUCCCAUCCAGGAACCCAUUCUCAAAGAAGCUCUCAAGGAACCUGUUGCCUUCGCGGGAGGGAUAUUUGCUGGGCUUCUAAGACUUGAUUUGAAUGAAGAUCCUCUGAAGGAAUGGGUUGCUAGAACAGUUGAGGCCUCAGGAGUUACAGCUGAAGAAAUUGAGGCCAGUGAUGACCAAGCAGAGGACACCCCACAACAGAUAGAAAUUGAAUGACUUUUCUAAUCUGUGUUGCCAAUGCUCUUGUAAAAAUACAAUAAUUGUCGUAUAACAUAUAAUGUGUACUCUUAUAGAAAUCGAAAAAAAUACAUGAAACACGAACAUACAUUUCUAUUGUUCUGCUGUUACUUCUCGCAAACACUGAAUUCUGGAGCUAAAAAGGUGGAUGUCUCUUUCA